Pocillopora damicornis (cauliflower coral) is the source of this 499-nucleotide messenger RNA. Its product is annotated as small ribosomal subunit protein eS19. NCBI's taxonomy places the organism in Eukaryota, Metazoa, Cnidaria, Anthozoa, Scleractinia, Pocilloporidae. Gene Ontology annotation, cellular component: cytosolic small ribosomal subunit; ribosome. Gene Ontology annotation, molecular function: RNA binding; structural constituent of ribosome. Gene Ontology annotation, biological process: ribosomal small subunit assembly; translation. The record is from RefSeq and is a predicted model, not a curated record.
UUUCACGGCUAUUACGGAGUGUAAGAGCGCCAUCUAACUUAUAAGUUAUGCGCUGAACAAUAGUUGUAUGUCUUCUCUCCAACAGAUGCCCGGUGGUGUGACAGUGAAAGACGUUUGUCCACACGAAUUCAUCAAGGCUUUGGCGGCCCAUUUGAAGAAGGGUGGCAAGCUGAAGGUUCCCGAAUGGGUGGACUUGGUUAAAACAGCCAAAAGGAAAGAACUUGCCCCGUACGAUCCUGACUGGUAUUACAUCAGGGCAGCUUCGAUCCUCCGUCAUGUGUACCUGCGCAGUGGUAUUGGUGUUGGUCACCUCACUCGUGUUUAUGGAGGUCGCAAGCGACGUGGUGUCAGGCCAAGCCAUUUUGAGCGCGGUUCUUCAUCUAUCGCUCGCAAUAUUUUGAAAGGCCUGGAACAGCUUAAAAUGGUUGAAAAGGACAACACCGGAGGCCGAGCAAUCACAAGUCAAGGCCAGAGGGAUCUGGACCGAAUUGCUUGCCAG